This is a messenger RNA of Priapulus caudatus, 3257 nucleotides long. Its product is annotated as dimethylglycine dehydrogenase, mitochondrial-like. NCBI's taxonomy places the organism in Eukaryota, Metazoa, Priapulida, Priapulimorpha, Priapulimorphida, Priapulidae. Bases 161 to 2767 code for a protein of 868 amino acids. Gene Ontology annotation, cellular component: mitochondrion; mitochondrial matrix; cytoplasm. Gene Ontology annotation, molecular function: protein binding; dimethylglycine dehydrogenase activity. The record is from RefSeq and is a predicted model, not a curated record. The transcript is spliced from 19 exons.
UGGCGUGCAUGCUAUAAUCAACACAAUCCGUUGCCUUGGAUUGGUAUCAAGUUUUAGAGUUUUAUUUUCAUUGCCACCACCUCAACGUUGGGCUGAUUUCUCGUCGAUAAUUCUUCAUUCCACUUGCUACUGUGCACAAACGCUGGAGCAAAGUUGAAGUAUGCGGCUAAGCAGAGUUAUCGAGUCGAGGACAGUACUGAGGAAAGUUUCCAGUGAACUACGGCUUCUGAAUGGUGGAAGUUGUCAGUCGGUAGAGUUUCCCACUAACAACAGCAAGCGAAGCUCUUCAGAACUGCCAACAAAACCACUGAAUAAGUCAUGGAGAGAUUCAGCGGACACGGUUAUCAUUGGUGGAGGCUGCGUUGGUGCGAGUGUCGCUUACCAUCUGGCCAAGGCUGGCAUGAAGGAUGUGGUGCUACUAGAGAAGUCUGAGCUUACAGCCGGCUCCACAUGGCAUGCCGCUGGCCUAACCACUUUCUAUCAUGCUGGAAUCAACCUAAAAAACAUUCACUAUUACAGUCUGAAAUUGUAUGGGAAACUAGAAGAGGAAACUGGACAGGCGGUGGGGCUCCACACCCCAGGCAGUGUCAGGCUGGCUGCGACUCCAGAAAGAAUGGACGAGUUUCGUUAUCAGAUGCAGCGGCAGGGAUGGCACAAGGCUGAGCAAUACCUAGUGAACACAGAGCAAGUGAAGGAACUAGUCCCAAUCAUCAAUACUGACAAGGUACUCGGUGGGCUCUUCACACCUGACGAUGGGCACAUUGAUCCAUACUCCUUGACACAUGCCCUAGCAAUCGGUGCACGCAAGUACGGUGCAGAGAUAUUGAUGCCAGCACCAGUUAAUGCGUUAAAGUCAAGACCGGACGGAAGCUGGGAGGUGCAGACACCACAUGGGAGCAUCCGUGCGCAGCGUGUCAUUAACGCAUGUGGUUUUUGGGCUCGAGAACUUGGGAAGCUGGCGGGUAUUGACAUACCCUUAGUACCAAUACACCACCAGUAUUUGGUGACUCAACCUAUAUCAGAGGUCAAGCAACUCAAGAGUGAAAUCCCUGUUGUGAGAGAUCUCGAUGGGUCAUACUACCUACGCCAGGAGAAGGAAGGUCUCUUGUUUGGUCCGUAUGAGGCUCCGGAUAAAAUGAGGAUGUGUGAUGACUGGGUGACAAACUGUGUUCCAAAAGGUUUUGGCAUGGAACUGUUCGAACCGGAUGUCGAUCGCAUUAGUAGAGAGGUGAAUGCUGCCAUGGAUAUGUUCCCUUGUUUACAAAAUGCUGAGAUCAAGAACGUCAUCUCCGGUCCGAUCACUUACUCGCCUGAAAAUCUACCCUUAAUCGGGCCAUAUCUGGAUUUACCGAAUUACUGGGAGGCUACUGGCUUUGGGUAUGGCAUAGUACAUGCAGGUGGUGCUGGGAAGUUUCUGGCAGACUGGAUCAUGAAUGGAGAGCCUAGCUAUGAUCUCAUCGAAUGUGACCCAAACCGCCAUUCCCCAAGCUGGUUGACGCUUAACUACCUGUUCGACAAGGCACGGGAAUCGUAUGGUCUUAACAACCUAGUAGGGUACCCAAAGGAGGAGCGGUGGGCAGGGCGGCCAACCGCUCGAACCAGUGGGGCCUACGAUGCUAUGAUCAAAAGGGGAGCAGAGAUGGGCUUUCAUGCCGGAUGGGAGCAGCCACACUGGUUUGCCCUUCCUGGCGAUACGGCAGGUUAUGCUCCCAGCUAUCGGAGACCAAACUGGUUUAAGCCAGUCUGCCGCGAGGUAGAGGGAGUACUGAACAGUGUAGGAAUUAUUGACCUCACACCGUUUGGAAAGCUCCGAGUUACUGGAAGAGAUGCGGCCAAGUUUCUUAUCUACAUAAGUGCAAACUUCCUCCCAAAGGUUGGUUCAACUACAAUCACGCAUAUGCUCACCCCUAAAGGACGUGUCUACGCAGAAUUGACAGUCACUAGGUUUGCCUCUGACGAUUUCCUGUGCAUAACAGGCUCUGGAUCAGAACUGCAUGAUCUGAGGUGGAUGCUAGAGAAGCGACGCGAGGGAGGUUAUGACGUCACCAUCGAGAACACGACCGACGCCCAGGCCUGCCUCGGCGUUGCCGGCCCGAGAUCCCGAGAGGUUCUCGCCGAGCUCACAGAUGAGGACUUGUCACAUGAAGGAUUUCCAUUCAUGUGUAACAGGAGGAUGUCUGUGGCCGGCAUUCCGGUAACAGCCAUAAGGAUUUCCUACACAGGUGAACUUGGCUGGGAGUUGUACCACAGCCGCGAGGACACGCUCAAACUCUACGAGGCCCUGCUGGCUGCUGGUGCCAAACACAGCAUUAUCGACUUUGGCACUUAUGCAUUGAACUCCAUGCGAAUCGAGAAGGGAUUUCGUGGUUGGGGUGCAGAGAUGAACCUUGAUACUAACCCUCUAGAAGCAGGCCUGGAGCGUUUCAUCAAAUUGAACAAGAAAGCUGACUUCAUUGGCAAAGAAGCAGUAACCAAGAUUAAGGAAGAGGGAUUGCAACGCCAUCUGGUGUUUAUGACCGUUGACACGGAAGAAAAUGGUCCAGAUCCAGAAGGGAAUGAAACUAUCUGGCUAAAUAACAAUGUUGUUGGGAACACAACAUCAGGCAGCUAUGGUUAUCAAGUGGGACAGAGUAUAGCCUUUGCCUAUCUACCUGUGGAUGUGAAACCGGGUGAGACAGUGCAGGUGGAACUACUGGGUGAGAGGAGAAAUGCCAUUGUACAAAGCAAGGCGCCAAUAUUGACUGAGGCAGCUAGGGGCACUCAGUGAAUGCAGUGUCAUCUAGCAUAUUAUAUACAUUUGAAGAAUAUGGGCAGCACACAGCAAUGAGCUCGGGAAUGUUCUUAUCUUCAAUUUAGUUUAGUGUUAGGUUUAAACUAGUUAAAAUUGACGUUAAAGGACCCAUAUAAAUAAUGUAUACUUUAUAUGCAUAUAUGUUUAUAUAUAUAUACACACAUUUACACGUACAUGUUUAUGUGAGUGCGUGCGUGUGUAAGUGUGUAGGUGUUUAUACAUAUUCACAUGCCAUUUAUUCUAUAGAUCGAUGUUUUUAUUCGUAUAUAUCACAUGCUCCAUCUAUAAUAUGUAACCCCGUGUAUGAUAUCAAUCAGAAGUAGAUAAUAGGGAAUUCUAUUCUCUAAUAGGAGAUUUCCCUAUUAUCUACUUCUGAUAUCAAUGUAUACUAUAUAUGCAUAUGUGUAUAAUACGUGGAUAUAUCGUUAAGUUCUUGGCACACUGAGGUCUUGUCAUAUAUGAUAGU